AUGCCUGAUUCUUCACAAAGGAGCCUUGAGUCGAUCCCAGAUAAUAGUAAUACUGCUGAUGGCACUCCCACCGGCGCUCCACGCAGACAGGAAACCCAAACCCCUACAAGCAGCUCUAGAGCAGUACCGGAAGGCUCUGGUGGUACCGGAGAGAAAGUAUGGAUUCCUCGGGUGUCUCAACGACCAGGUCCUGUGAACCGCUCCAGAACAAAGCACGCCUGUGAAGCCUGUCGGAAAAGGCGCAUCAAGUGCGAUGGAGCUCGACCCCUGUGUCAAGGCUGCGCCUCCGCUGGUACGGAGUGCGUAUAUGCAGACCCUAAGCGUGUGCGAGAUAGGCAGGAGAUGAGGUCUUUGAAAAGUACAAUUGACCAGUACGAACAUCUCCUGCGAGAUCUUCUCCACGAGGUUCCUGCAGGUGCCGCCAAACGUAUCAAGUCAAAAUUAACACCCACUGAAUCCUAUCCUUUGAAUCGCAAUCCGUCCAUCUCAAGCUCAUCCUCAUCCUCCGCUGGUUCCAUCGAGGGGACUGACACGAUAAGCGAGGACCUCAACCGAAAUGAAGAAUCCAGAGCCACCGGCUUCAUGGGCAAAAACUCCGUUCACGCCUGGUUACGCAACCUAGAGCCUGAUAGCGGACACCGAGUAUCGCCUGAUCGCAACAUGGAGGCCGCGGGCAGAACGCAAUUCGGCAAGCCUAUCUCUCCUCAGGGUCUCGACAACCACAUGUCUGUUAGCUAUUUCCUAGACGAUCGGAAACUGCCCCCCUCCAGCUCCGUCGAUGCAUACCAAUUUCCCCCGAAGAACCUGGUAGACUGGAUUUUGCAGUCCUACUUCAAGUCCGCGCACCCCUUGUUUCCCAUAGUACGUAUCGAUCUCUUUUUGGAACAAUACAAGAGUCUUUGGGGAGGCAGUGGAACUCCACGACCCGGUCAGAAAUGGCUCGCCAUUCUCAACAUGAUUCUGGCCAUCGGUUGCAGGCGACUCCAGUUCCUACAGGAGAAAAUGCCGCCUGGCGUCAGCCAUGAGAUUUUCUUCUCUCGUGCGCGAUCUCUCAGCGUGAACGAAAACAUGAUUGUCGAACACGCAGACCUACAACAAGUACAGGUCGAAGCACUCGUGACGUUAUAUCUAUUGGUAUCCAUGCAGAUCAAUCGGGCCUGGAAAGUCUCUGGUAUUGCAGUACGAUCAGCCAUGGCAUUGGCGGUCAAUCUGCGGAUUACAGAUACAGACCUACAGCCUGGAUCUAAAGAAGCCCGCUCUCGACUUUGGUGGUCUAUCUACAUGCUAGAAAACCUUUUGGCACGUAUGACAGGAAGACCUACGUGCAUUGGAAGCUCGUCGUUCUCCGUCGACCCGCCUGUACCUUACUCGGAGGACAUGUUUGCUCGCCCUCAGGUGAUGGAUCUAUUAACCAAUGAGACGCUCCGCAAAGAGCGCCUGAGAUGGUCCUUGGAUGAACAGGAGAGUGGAAAUGACGACUAUGAUCCUUUCUGGCUCAAGGACAUUGAAACUAAUCAUGGACUCCAAUUUUACUAUCUUGUUGAUCUAAUGCACAUAGUACACAUUGCGAUCGACGAACUUUUCUCCCCCAAGGGCUACCAAGCCAACAAGUCCUACAUCAGACGGCGCAUACGCUUCUAUGAUGAGAAGUUAGAGCACUGGCUAUCUCGCCUUGCUCCUGCAUGUCGCUUUGUCGACCAGAACGGUGAUUUGAAUUUGCAAACAUCAUCGCAAGAACAAACCAUUUUAGCGCUACAUUAUUACGGCGCCCGGAUUACCUUAUACCGGCCGUAUUCUCCUUUCAAACGAUACGCUGACUUGAAAGAGAAGGAGUACGCAUACAUCAGUCAACGAUGUCUGCAGGCGGCACUAUCACUGAUCGCGGUCUUUCCGGAUGACACUGAUCUUGAUUGGGUUUAUAACACAUCUCCCUGGUGGUGCAUGCUUCACUUUCUGAUGCAAGCAAGCACAAUUUUGGUUAUGUUCACCCACAGCAGUGAUCCCGCCGGCUCGGCUCACACAAAAGACGCUGAACACGGCUUCGCAUCCCCUGGAGUAGCCGCCCGGGUUCAAGCUGCCUGCCUAAAAGCUCACAGGUGGUUACACGGCUUGUCUCGAGUCGAUGAAUCGUGUCGCCGGGCAUUCUUACUUUAUGAUGAUCUCCUCCGGCGCCUUGGGUUUAUCAUGAGCUCAUCCGCCACCUCCUGGUCUGGAUCAGCUCAAAGCAAUCCUUUAUCUCGGAAUCAAAGCGGUGGGCCAAAUGCUCAACAAGAAUCCGACCAACCUACAUACAAUGUGCAACAGCACGGUGAGUAUCCCAGACAAAUGGCAUUUGAUCCUUUCCCGGAGGCAUACAGUCAUCUUGUGCAUGGUGCUAGCGACGUGCUAUCGCCCCUCGAUUGGAGGAAUAUUGACUUAUCUGUUGGCGUGCCCUUUGCCGAACCGAUAUGUACGGGCGAGGUCUCUGGUGAGUCUGAGGGGGUGGAUACGGCUUAUGAAGAUAAUGAUGUCCGUAUGAAUCUUUCUUGA
This is a messenger RNA of Talaromyces amestolkiae, 2529 nucleotides long. RefSeq lists its product as uncharacterized. Bases 1 to 2529 code for a protein of 842 amino acids. Gene Ontology annotation, molecular function: DNA-binding transcription factor activity, RNA polymerase II-specific; zinc ion binding; DNA binding. The transcript is spliced from 3 exons. Gene Ontology annotation, biological process: DNA-templated transcription; regulation of DNA-templated transcription. The record is from RefSeq and is a predicted model, not a curated record. NCBI's taxonomy places the organism in Eukaryota, Fungi, Ascomycota, Eurotiomycetes, Eurotiales, Trichocomaceae.